Molecule: messenger RNA, 809 nt
Organism: Apis cerana (Asiatic honeybee)
Lineage: Eukaryota; Metazoa; Arthropoda; Insecta; Hymenoptera; Apidae
Product: endocuticle structural glycoprotein SgAbd-8
Cellular component (GO): chitin-based extracellular matrix
Molecular function (GO): structural constituent of chitin-based larval cuticle
Source: RefSeq, a predicted model, not a curated record
AACCGGUAUCACCGAGUGACAUUUGCAUGGAAAAUGUCGGUGAUAGCAGAGAGUACUUCGUACUAUAAAAGAUGGAGGCGAUAGAGAUGACUUCGCUAGUAAGAUUUUGUACCCGCUAUCUGGAAAUUCGCAAGUCGAGAAUUGCGUCAUGUAUUUUCGCACAAUUUGCAUAUUAAGCUUAAUGGCCAUAGCGUUAGCUGCGGAUCAACCAAUCGCCAUUAUCAGACAAAACCAAGAUAUCAGCCCGGAUGGUACUUUUCACUCGAAAUGGGAAAGCGCUAAUGGCAUCACUUUCGAGGAAGAGGGUGUCUUGAAGAAUCGUGGGCAGAAGGAUGCGGAAGCUGAGGAAGUUCAUGGAUCAGCCUCGUGGACGGCUCCAGAUGGAACGAGGAUCAACGUUGACUGGUUGGCCAACGAAAAUGGCGCCACUUUUCAAGGGGCGCAUCUGCCAACUCCUCCACCCACGCAACCGGUGCCAGUCCUCAUUCAACGCGCUCUUGACUGGAUAGCUGCUAAUCCAGAGAAGAAUAGAUUGUAGUUUCCUACAUUUCAUGAUACUACAUUUUAUGACGUGAAAAAAUUAGUCGAGAGUUCGUAUUUCUUCUUUAUAGAAAGUCUAUUUAUUCGAGAGAAGAAGUUGGUUCUACGAAAUGAAGAGAUUUUAUCGAAAUAUUAUUGUCGUAUCACGAAUAAAUUAAAUUAUUACACGAGAGAUGCAAGUAUUGUGAAUUUUAUAUAAGUUAUAUUUGAGUAUCGUAAUUUUGUAAAAAUCAAGAUACAAUAAAUUUAAAUAUGUUUGUAUUAAUGAA